Messenger RNA from Exophiala bonariae, 3687 nucleotides. RefSeq lists its product as uncharacterized. The transcript has a single exon. Bases 1 to 3687 code for a protein of 1228 amino acids. Lineage: Eukaryota; Fungi; Ascomycota; Eurotiomycetes; Chaetothyriales; Herpotrichiellaceae. The record is from RefSeq and is a predicted model, not a curated record.
AUGCGAUUCAAGAUUGGAGGCUACUCUCGCCUCAACCCCAGCAAUAGGGAUGCAUCUCCUCAACACAGUCAAAUCGAACUUCUACAGCCUCGACAUUCGCCCAGGCCAGCAGACUCUUCGUUGUCUGGGCAUAAAUCUCACGCGAAACCGACAUCGAAUCGACUUGACACGAAUUGGGAUCCCGUCUUUUUGAGGCGGUGGGUUCUCGUUGCUUUUGCUUUGUUCUUCGCAGCAGUAAUCGCCGCUUUGCAGGUCGUGUACAGCAUCUCUGCGGCGAAUCGGGGAAUCGUGACCAGCGAUGACGAGAAGCACUAUUUGUGGACCUAUGGACCUACCGCCAUUUUUGUGAUAGUAACUGUCCUUUGGAGACAGGUCGACUAUGCUGCCAAGUCAAUCCAACCAUGGGCAGAGAUGGCGAAAGGUCCUCAAACGGCCAAAAACAGCCUUUUGCUAGACUACGUCACCCCAUUUCAGCUCGUCUCUUUAUGGAGGUCGAUACGCAAGUCCCACUUCAAUGUGGCCGCGACCGUUAUUGUAUUCUUCUUGAUCAAGGUCAUCACCAUCCUGUCAACUGGUAUCUUCAGUUUGCGAGCUGUUCAGCAAGAUGGAGUGGCUACUACGAUGGCUUUGAACAACACAUUCGAUGGCUCAAAUUUCCAGCAAGCUGCUUCCGUGGACUCCAGAGCAGCUUAUGUCGUUUAUGGCCAGCAGGCAUACAAUGUGACACCUCCAUCUGGGACGAGUGAUCAGUAUACUGUUCAGAGUUUUAGCCCCGCCGAAAACUUCGUCAAUGGCACCUUGACCUUUUCGGCCGAGGUAGAUGUCUUCAGCGUCGGCCUCGAGUGCGAAUCUGGUGCAAUCACCUACAACAUUUCCUAUUCGAGGUCCUCGAACGCGCCAACAGCUUCUUACUUCAACACGACAGUCACUUUACCUGACUGUCAGAUCUACAACGCCUAUUUGGACUCACCUGACUGGUACUAUACCCAAAACGAUACUACCCACAGAUUUGGCUAUCAAGGAUCCUUCCAAAAUGUCACCUGUUCAAACCUCCCCGACAACGAUCCUACGAGGGAACGAUAUAUGGUCGCGGUAGCAUAUUCUGAAGGUAUCGGACAGAACGAAAAUAAACUUCUCAACUCGUCAAAUCUUGUCUGCAUUCCCUCGUAUGCGAUCCACUCAGGUAUGGUCACUCUCGACACUGCCGGAAAUGUACAAUCAGUGAAUUUGACUGGACCACCGAGGAAGCUUGAAGGAGUUACAGGGCUCGAUAUUGCCAAAGGUGUGGCGGCAACAUCUCAACAAUCAUAUGCCUUUGGGGGUUCGAGCGGUGACGACCUCUCCUUGGAUUCAUUCUUGACUUUAAUGCAACUAGACACUCCUAAUUUUUCCGAGACGCAAUUUCUAGACACCAACUAUCUGAAUACUACCGCGAAUAGGAUCUAUGGAAAGGUUGCUGCGCAGCUGGCCAACUUUUAUCUGCUUUCGGAAAAGAAACCUAGCUCUGGAUCGUCUCUGAAUGGAACCCUUUCGAGGGAGGAAAACCGACUCGUUGCACGUGAAGCACCUGUCAGAGGCAUGCAAGGUAUAGCGGGCGUCAUGUUGGUGUUGACUCUUGCUAUUAUCUUCAUCACGCCUCGUGGAGUUGUUCCAAGAUCAAUCGACUCGAUCGCUGCGGUUGCUGCCAUCUUAGCACGAAGCCCUCGUCUAGGAAACCAACUGGACGGGACCGGCCACCUGAGCCUUGACGAACUCGCAAUGGCACUUGAACCUGACCGAUAUAUGACACGUAUGGGCUAUGAAGAUGGGUCCAAACAUUUUGCCAUUGAGGUAAUAUCAGGGUCAGAGUCUGAGGUUCAAACCAUUUCUGAAGCCAAUUCAAUCUACAAGAAUGUACGGUGGAUGCAGCCGUUGGUACUACAUAGGAUCGCCAUCUCCUUCACGAUCCUUGCAUCAAUAGCGGCCAUUAUAACUCUGGAGGCUUUGCUCUCGCAAUCCCAGAAGCACAAUGGUCUUGCUAGCGUCAGUGACAAUGCUGCAACAAGAUAUAGUUGGCUCUAUGUCCCUGUCUUUGUGUUCCUCCUCCUAGGGACUCUUUUCAACCUCAUGGACUUCGAGAUCGAAUUCAUCGAGUCUUAUCACGCUCUUUCUAGGGGCUUUUGCGAUGCAACGUCGAGUAUGCUUUGGUAUCCACUGCGCCAUGUCUCUGUGCAUGCCAGCUGGGACGGGCUGCGACAUGGCAGGUUCGCUCUGACGGCAGCAUCAGCCUCGGCUGUGCUUGCACCUUUACUGACAAUUGUUGUCGCGGGUCUUUUCUUCGCCAAAGCGACCGUCCAGGGUAUUCCCAUUGGUAUCACGGCUUUGAAUUGGUUCAACACGACAACGCUCGAGACCCCCUCUACCAACAUCCCUUUGUUGAUCAUCGAAGGCAAUAUGUCCUACCCUGCAUGGACAUAUGAUGAACUCUCGUUCCCUCAACUCGAGAUUGCGUCCAAUUCGGCCCUACAAAUAUCAACCGACUCCGGCUCUGUGUCUGUUAGCACACCAGCACUGCGCGCCGCCGUCUCCUGUGAUGUCGUCCCGAAAUCUCGCAUCCUCAAUCUAACCAUGGAAUCCGGCUCCUUGAGUUCCAACAUCUCCACACCUGAUGGUUGUGGGAACUCUGGUUUGAUUGAUCAACCCUAUACGUGGCUCACGAACAAUAUUAAAGUGCCUGUCAACUCGAGUGGGUAUUUUGGCAGUACUCUGACACUGGGGUUUGGUUCAGACUCGUGUCCGACUCUGGCCAUCUAUUACGGACAUGCCUCGAACAAUGAAAUUGACGACUUCUCCGCUAUUACAUGCACCCAAAGUCUCCAAAGAGUACAAUCAAAUCUGACUCUUAAUCUGCCGGAUUUUUCUGUGGUGACCGAUACUCCACCUAUCGUUCAGCCAGAUUCUGUGGUUCACUUUUCAGACUUCUAUACCACAUUCCCGUCUUACCAAGCAAUCAAUAUCACAAACACCAAUGAUGAAUUAGACGACAUUUUCAAUGCCCUUGUCUAUGGGCGGGACGGUGUUCCAACAUCAGAACUUCUCAACGACACCACUCUGAUUAGCUCGUACCAGCAUCUGUACAGGCAAUAUAUGGCCCAGGUUAUCAGCAUCUACCUUCGCGCCGACUUCAACACAUUGUCUGACAACGCCACCGAGACAGUGACGAACCCACUGGAGGCGACCUACAUCAAUCCACGCCACUUCCGUUUGAUUCAGUCAUCUCUCUCAACUCACCUGCUCGUUGGUGUGCUAGGCGCACUGUUGAUAUGCGCACUUACAAUCUUCGUUACGAUCGACAUGCGGCAGGUUCUUCCCAAACCGAUGGGGAGCAUUGCGUCGGUGGCGAGCUUGUUAGCCGGGAGCAGAAUCGUGGACAAACGGUCGGGUUUGAUUCCGAAGGGAGCAGAAUAUUGGAGUGAUGAAGAAUGGGAAAAGAGCGGAGUGUGGCAAGGCGAAAUGUUCCGUAUGGGAUGGUGGGACAAGUUUGAAGAACCCAUCGAAUCUUAUGGCAGCCGUCGAGUUGAAGAACCAGCUGAAUCAAUACGCAGUGGACGAGGGACUGGUCAGGAUGUCUCGAAUCCGCGUGACGGAGUGAAUGCUAGCGAUACUGCGAGAUUCAGGAUUGAUGCUCGGCCGAAGAUCGUGUCAUGA